Bactrocera neohumeralis is the source of this 1442-nucleotide messenger RNA. It is a transcript of the gene MED6, whose product is annotated as mediator of RNA polymerase II transcription subunit 6. Lineage: Eukaryota; Metazoa; Arthropoda; Insecta; Diptera; Tephritidae. Gene Ontology annotation, biological process: regulation of transcription by RNA polymerase II. The transcript is spliced from 4 exons. Gene Ontology annotation, cellular component: core mediator complex; mediator complex. Bases 504 to 1358 code for a protein of 284 amino acids. The record is from RefSeq and is a predicted model, not a curated record. Gene Ontology annotation, molecular function: transcription coactivator activity.
UUUUCAACUCGCGCAUUUGUUAUUGACAAUUUUCGAUUUGUUAAUUUUGGUACUACAACGAAUUUUGUUUAUAAAUAAAAAAUUACAACAGAACGUUUAUCACAAUACACAAGAGAGACAUACAACAAUGCCAAAGUGAAAGUAUAUCGUAGUGACUCACCUGAAUUUGUGUCGCGUGCCUGUUGAUAAAUUUAUUUGCUAUAACGCCCUCACGUUUUGUGCCAGCGUUCACUGACCGACUGCGAUAGAUUUAUUACACAACAAACAAUAAAUAAAUCUGUAUUAAAAAUAAGUCAACAUAAACUAAAAAUAAAACAUAAACAAUUUGCAUCUGUGCAAAUAGAGAGAAAAGGAAGUGACACUUGUCGUUCAAGUUCAUCACUUUGACCCUGAAGCGGUGCAAUUAGCCAUUAAGGAAGAAGUGAUAAAAAAGCAAAGACAUAACCGGCGAAAAAACAGAAACAAUUGUAGAAAGUGCUAGUUAAAAAUUAUAACAUUUGAAAAUGCUGCCAGGACGACAGAUACCCCAGCCCAUAGCACAAGAGAAUCAGCUAUGGGUAUCAUGGCACGAUACACAAAUGAUGGCGUCACUGAGUCCAGCCACUGUUAUGGAUUACUUUUGUCGCAAAUCGAAUCCUUUUUAUGAUAGGGUUUGCAACAAUGAAACUAUUCGUAUGCAACGGUUGAGCCUAGAGCAUCUUAACAAUAUGGUUGGUGUAGAAUAUAUCCUGCUUCACGUUGCCGAACCUAUAUUAUAUGUUAUACGAAAGCAACAUCGGCAUAGUCCCACAGAGGCGACACCAAUGGCUGAUUACUACAUUAUAGGUGGUAUGGUUUAUAAAGCGCCUGAUCUUGCAAGCGUAAUUAAUUCAAGAAUCUUAGCUACGGUUACGAAUUUGCAAUCAGCUUUCGAAGAAGCCAGCAGCUAUUCCCGUUAUCAUCCAAAUAAAGGCUAUACAUGGGAUUUCGUUGCCAAUAAAGCACUUUCAGAUAAAUCCAAAGGUAAUAAAAAGGACCCUUCAUCGAACAAAGACGAUAGCGGCACAAUAUUUCAAAAGCAAAGGGUUGACAUGCUUUUAGCAGAAUUAUUGCGCAAAUUUCCACCUCCAAUACCGCCAAUGAUACAUCAACAACAAAUGCAAAACCAACAGCAGUUACAACAAAAUCAGUUACAGAACACAGCAACAGAAGUAAAUCCAAAUGAGACAAAUAAUGCCGCUGGUAAUCCUACUACCUCUAAUAAUGGUGCGGUUCCCUCAGAGGCAAGUCCUUCACCUAACACUGCGCAAGGUGGCAUUGAGCCAAAGGUCGAGGGUAUUGAUAUGAAACCUCCGCCAGAAAAGAAAAUAAAAAUGUAAAACAUAAUUACCUGCAAACAUUUAUAAUUUUUAUAUCUUAUCACAAGAAGUAUUCGUAAAAAUAAAUGUGCGAAUUUAAUUGAA